AACAGAGGCAGCAACGUGAUCAUCAUCAUCAUCUGUUCAAGAAUCAAAGAUUUCGAAGACAAAAUUUCUCCCGAUAACACAAAAUUGCUGCUGUUUCAGACGAAUACCCCAACUUUGCACUGUUCAAAAACCCUAACCUAAAACCUUCUAUUUCUGUCAUGACGGCUCUUGGUGGAUCUACCUUCUGUUUCAAAGUAAAUUUUAUUGAUAGAGUGCUGCCAUGCGCUUGCCUUAACAAUAGUUUCAAGAUGCUUCCUAAUCUCUCUUCUACAACACAUUAUUGUCCUCUCAAGCUGCAGAUUGCACAACGAGCCCCACCCAUUGUGAAAGCUCCGCGGUUGUUGUCAUUAACAGCAUGCCGAGUAAAACGUGAAGGCUCGGGGGAAAUAUUGAGCGGUGAAAACAUCGUAGUGGAUGAGCAAACCCUAGCGCGGGACCUGCAGAUUGCAAUCGAAGAAGAGAAUUACGCCCAAGCUGCAAAAAUUAGGGAUAGCCUUCGGCUACUUCAGGAGGAUAGUAAAGCUUCAGUACUGGCAGCAAAUGCUCGGUUUUAUAAUGCAUUCAGGAACGGUGAUUUAGCUUCAAUGCAAAACCUUUGGGCAAAGGGAAAUAACGUCUGUUGUGUGCACCCCGGUGCUAGUGGAGUUAUCGGAUAUGACGAUGUUAUGGAGAGCUGGGAGCUUGUAUGGAUGAACUAUGAUUUCCCAUUAGAGAUCGAGUUGAAAAAUGCUCAAGUUCAUUUUAGAGGCGAUGUAGGAUAUGUUACGUGUGUGGAGUUUGUUAGGACGAAAGGCAGCAGUUGGGGAGCUCAAUUUGUAACAAAUGUUUUUGAGAGGAUUGAUGGUCAAUGGUUCAUUUGUAUUCAUCACGCUUCACCUGUUGACUUGUAAGAAAUUUGUAUUAACAUGUCCAAGGAAAGCUGCAUUAUUGUGCAGAUUGUUUCUAUCA
Molecule: messenger RNA, 948 nt
Organism: Mercurialis annua (annual mercury)
Lineage: Eukaryota; Viridiplantae; Streptophyta; Magnoliopsida; Malpighiales; Euphorbiaceae
Exons: 3
Coding region: 159-890 (243 amino acids)
Molecular function (GO): protein binding
Source: RefSeq, a predicted model, not a curated record